CGUCUGGGUGGUCUUAACCAAUCACCGCACAGUAUGAUACGGCGGUAAAAUGCAUCCAAUUAUAAUUCAGUAUGUAUUCACAUAUGAAUAUUACACUCAGGUACUGAGACAUUUCUCAUCAUUGAACUUCCCAAUACAAGGGGAUGGAGAUGGAGAAAUCCACCCAUUCCUACCCCUCACACAAUUCGUUGAACCUUUCACAGGCCUAUGAGUAGCAGGAUAGCAUACGCCCGCUGCUCCCGGGGAUAGAUCCAGACCUCCCAUAGCAGGCAGUGCCCCGUCAGAUCCAGAGAGAGGGAAAGGUUCCAAACUUGACGACGAAGCCGCUGCAGGAGUCAGCGUUGAUGAAAUCAGCACAGCCGUCGCAGACACAGGCAAUCCCAACGAUAUAGGCACAGGUCGAUCAGGUACCACCAGUACAGCGAAGCUAUAACUUAUGUCUAUCUGCUCCGAACCCCUCGCACACACUCCUGUCCGCUUAGCAGCAUGCCGCUGCCUUCUGUUUCCACGACUUGUGACAUGGGACCAGCGCUGAUUGAAACAAUCAUCUUGCUGUUCUUCGUCUACUCCACUACAAGACGGAGGAGGAGAAGCAGAUGGAGACGUCUUUCUUGGCAGGCAAGUUCCAGGUAGCACAGGCCAUUCGGAUAGGGACAGAUGACAAGGCGGGGAAACAUUCAUCAGGCCCGAGCGGCAGUCCAGCUACAGGAGUCGAGAACUGAAACUUGACUCGAGAACUGAAACUUAACUGAAAUCUUAUCAGAAACACGUUGGGUUGUUUUCACAGCUUUCUUUUUCCUUACCAUCGGUCAAACUGAUGUCAUUUGGACAUUUUGGACAUUUGGUAAAAACGUUUGCGAUAUGGUAUUUUCUCACCAGUCCCUAAACGUCUUUACUCCUCGAACGAUGACAGAGAACUUUACUGAUAUUCACUAUAUAGAUUGAAGCAUUCAUUCUAUCAAAUUAUUACAUUAUUCUGUUUCACAGGGGUAUAUUUAGUCUUCUAUUACAACAUAUUAUGACAAAAGAGAAGCUACAUGUAUCUAACUAUAGACACGUUGACUAACAUAUAGCCUACCCAAAUAUCCGAAAUUAUAAGCAGGAACAUAUCUUAAUCAAGCAAAAAAUAAAUCCUGCAACCGCUGUCAAAAAACCUUUCUGCCGUCUUUGACUGUAGCGCAUUGUCUAUAUUUGUGGGUUAGGGUUGAGUGCGGGCCUCAGAGUUUGACUUUAUUACAUAUAGUCAGGCUGUUGCAGAUGGGUUAUUAGAUGGGUUAUUAGCGGGGCGGCAGGGUAGCCUAGCGGUUAGAGCGUUGGACUAGUAACCGAAAGGUUGCAAGUUCGAAUCCCUGAGCUGACAAGGUACAAAUCUGUCGUUCUGCCCCUGAACAAGGCAGUUAACCCACUGUUCCUAGGCCGUCAUUGAAAAUAAGAAUUUGUUCUUAACUGACUUGCCUAGUUAAAUAAAGAUAAAAUAAAAUAAAAAUUGCAGGUGAACAAACAGCUCACCACUAAAAUGUAUGGCUUCUUAUAAUUUGUGUUUAAUUAUUUUGAACUUUGCCAGAAAACAGUAUGACCCACCAAUCAAGUUUUACACAGGGUUGUCACCAUUUUGUGAUUGUGCAGUUAGCAUAGUUUGUCUUUGUCUUGUAUAAAUACUGCAGCUUGUUGUUAACAUAACGUAAUGCCACAGAAGUGAAACUUUGGUAACAAAUCUGCACGCAAAGACACAUUUUUGACUUUCAAGCAUAAAAACACACACACACACACACACACACACACACACACACACACACACACAGGUUUUCCACACAUGUUUGCAUAGGCCCACACUGGUACUGAUGUAGAAAUACCUGAUUCAGGGAAAGGGGUGUGGAUUUAUUAUGUUUUCAGAAACGAAACUCAAGACAGAGAGAAAUAGAGAUCCAAUACACAGGGAGUAUAUGAGCCUAAAGUAAAGGAAGAUCGCAUCAGCUGAAAGACAUGGCCUUCUCAUCUGCAGUCUCCAUCUCCAUCAACACCCCUGUCCUGAUUGAACAGCACCUCAACUGCUCCAUCUGUCGGGGCCUGUUUAAGGACCCGGUCACCACCCCCUGUGGUCACACCUUCUGCCAGACCUGCCUGGAAUGCAACCUCCACUUCAAUGACCUCAUAUGCCCCGUCUGCAAGGAGCAUCUGAGGAGGAACCCACAGGUGAACAUCAUCCUCAGUACUCUCAUUCAGGAGUUGAAGAAGGCCCAGGAGAGGAAGCCAGGGGAGUAUUCUGGAGCUCCAGGUGAGGUGGCCUGUGACGUCUGCACUGAGAGGAAGCUAAAGGCCCAAAAGUCCUGUCUGGUGUGUCUAGCCUCAUACUGCGAGACUCACCUGGGCCCCCACACCUCAGCAGGCAGGCUGAAGGGCCACAGGCUGGUGGCCCCUGUGAAGGACCUGGACGGGAGGGCGUGUCUGACCCACGGUCGUCCCCUGGAGCUGUAUAGCAGAGCAGAGGGGCGCUGUGUCUGUGCCCUCUGCGUGGAGGAGGGUCACGAGGUCAUCUCUGUGGAAAUGGAGUGGGACAGGAAGAAGGGUAACCUGGAGAGCACCAAGGCUGAUAUGCAGGGGAGGAUCCUGGAGAGGGAGAGAAAGGUGGAGGAGAUCAGGGUGUCUGUGGAGCAGUGCAAGGCCCACGUGGACAGGGAGAGGAGGGAGAUUGACUCUGUGUUCAAAGCAGUGAUAGCAGCUGUAGAGGAGACCCAUCUAGAUGCUCUCAGGCCCAUGGAGGAGAGGCAGCAGGAGGUGGAGAGAGAGGCAGGAGAACUCACCCAGGAGCUGAAGAGAGAGAUCAGAGAACUGAAAGAAACCAUUGGUCAAUUGCAGGUUGUUGCUGACCUCAAGGAUCACAUUCACUUCCUGCAGACUUUCCCAUCCCUGUCGGGGCUGGGUGAUGGCAGAGACUGGACUGAGGCCUCCAUUGAUACUACACUCUCCUUUGGCACCAUGAGAAGCAGCUGGUCGACCAUGACGGAGAGAAUCAAGCACGAGCUGGAGAAGCUCUCCUCAGUUGAACUUAAGAGGAUCCUGAAGUUUGCAGUUGACGUGACAUUGGACCCGGACACAGCAAACACACAGCUGAUUCUAUCUGAGGACGGGAAAGAAGUGAGAGAUGGAGGAAAGAUACAGGACCUCCCUGACUGUCCGCAUCGCUUCGAUCACUUCGGCAGCGUCCUAGGACAAAACAAGCUAACCUCUGGGAGAUCAUACUGGGAGGUGGAUGUCGGCAACAAGACGGGUUGGGAUCUGGGAAUAGCAAGAGGAGAUGCCAACAGGAAGGGGAAGCUCUCUGUGAAUCCUACUAACGGUUACUGGGCAAUAGUGAAUUAUAAUGGUGCCAAAUACGGAGCCUUGGGGGACCCCCCUUUUCUGUUGUCACUGAGAGAAAAGCCCCAGAAGGUGGGGGUGUUUGUGGAUUAUGAGGAGGGGUUGGUGUCUUUUUAUGAUGUGGAGGCUAAGGCUCACAUACAUUCUUUCACUGGGUAUUCCUUUAUUGGGGAAAUAUAUCCAUAUUUCAGCCCACAUCUUCUGAAUGGGGAGGAGAACUCAGACCCACUGGUCAUCACCAAAACAGGGUGAUGUCCCGCAUUGCUCAGCCUUAUAGGUGAAAGACAUUCACUUCAGGUUAGGAUUAGGGCUACAGCUAGAGUUAGGGCUGGGUCAGGUUAGGGCUGUGGCGGUCACAAAAUUUCAUCAGCCGAUGAUAGUCAAGCAAAUAACUGUCGGUGUCAAGGUAGUUGACCGUUAAUUAACAUAAACACAUUUAGCAUCUCCUGGCUUCCACACAUACAAGCCAUUGGUGCAGACCUUUGGAACGUUAACAUUUAAAAAGUCUAAUAAGUCAACGUAACAUAGCCUACUAAUUCACAAUAAAUCCAUUAUUUAUUUUAGACAGGUCUAAAGAAGCAUGAUAUUAAGAAAAUGUAGUCUAUUUCAGAAGAAUAGAAUAGCCUACUUUGAGAUGUCCUUAUUUUAGGUCCUGAUCUGGCUAUGCCUGUCACGUCCUGACCAUAGAAAGCUUUUAUUUUUCUAUGGUAGAGUAGGUCAGGGCGUGACAGAGGGUUUUGUCUAGUUUAUUUAUGUCUAUGUUGGAUCUAGUUUCUUUUUUCUAUGUUGGGGUUUGUCUAGUUUAUGUAUUUCUAUGUGGGGUUCUAGUUGUUGUAUUUCUCUGU
Salmo salar (Atlantic salmon) is the source of this 4202-nucleotide messenger RNA. Lineage: Eukaryota; Metazoa; Chordata; Actinopteri; Salmoniformes; Salmonidae. The record is from RefSeq and is a predicted model, not a curated record.